AUGAGGACCAACUUCAAGUGCGUAAUAGAGAUCGUUGCCAAAUCGUUGCUCGCCUCUAUCCACGAUCGUCCGUUCAUCAUGGCUCAGGUUGCACCUCCUCUGACGUACCUAUACCACAUUCCAAGUGUCCAUGAAUCCAAUGGAGGUGUCCCUGCUAUACUUGAAACGCUGGAUCUCAACCGAAGCGCCCAGGCUGGUGCCCCCAUCGAUCCCCAGAACCUCAGUCACGCAAAAACAGUCGCUAAGGCACUGAAAACAGUACACGACUUGUCGAUUGGCGACCGCGUCACAGGUGCUGUUGUGGAGAGUGCAGUGGAAGCUGCUCGCUUUACAGAAUAUCAACAACCGACUCAAUCAGAUGGAUCAUCAAAUCGCUGA
Molecule: messenger RNA, 378 nt
Organism: Laccaria bicolor S238N-H82
Lineage: Eukaryota; Fungi; Basidiomycota; Agaricomycetes; Agaricales; Hydnangiaceae
Exons: 4
Coding region: 1-378 (125 amino acids)
Source: RefSeq, a predicted model, not a curated record